Molecule: messenger RNA, 526 nt
Organism: Marasmius oreades (fairy-ring Marasmius)
Lineage: Eukaryota; Fungi; Basidiomycota; Agaricomycetes; Agaricales; Marasmiaceae
Exons: 3
Coding region: 128-493 (121 amino acids)
Source: RefSeq, a predicted model, not a curated record
CUAGUAUGUCCCUCAAGAUACUGCGCGUUUACUUCAGCUCCAGGGUGGUGCACGAAGUUUUAUCGACCGUUUGGAUUUCAUCUUCGAUCAAGGAUACUUCGAGCCUACAGAUGAACCAUCUCAGCAGAUGCCAUUUAUGUACCAUUAUGCGAACCGACCUGGGUUGAGUACGCAACGGUCUAGACAGGUGAUUGCGCAGAAUUUUGACACGACUCCGGGUGGGCUCCCGGGGAAUGAUGAUUCCGGUUCGUACAUCUUAACUACGGUUCUUACUUUCGUCGUCCUUGAACUCCACCAGGUGCAAUGGGAAGUUACGCGGCGUUCUACCUUGCUGGGCUCUAUCCCCUACCAGCUACAAGGCAGUUUCUGCUAUCAUCGCCCUACUUCCCAUCCAUAUCAUUCUUCAACCCGGUAUUCAACUCGACCACGACCAUCAAGUCAAUUGGAUUUGAGGGAAAUCCGGAAGACGGAACUGGGGGGAAGGUCUUCGUAAAGAACGUUAGGGUUAACGGAAAGCCGUACAAGA